Penicillium hordei is the source of this 4509-nucleotide messenger RNA. RefSeq lists its product as uncharacterized. Lineage: Eukaryota; Fungi; Ascomycota; Eurotiomycetes; Eurotiales; Aspergillaceae. The transcript has 5 exons. The coding region runs from base 1 to 4509 and encodes 1502 amino acids. The record is from RefSeq and is a predicted model, not a curated record.
AUGCGUUGGUCUUUGCUCUUCACCCUAAUAGUGUCCCUGUUCCUCCUGGGGACAUUGGCAGCGCCAGCUUCGGGCCCGGGACGACGCGAUCUGGAAGUCGCCAACCUCGAGGCUAGACAAGAAAAGGAAACGGACCCUACAACGACGGAGAAUACUGCCAGCGAGGCCACGACGGCAACUCAUACAGAUGCAUCAAAAACAGUAACCGAUGCGUCAACAGCUACCGAAGCUACAACCUCUGGCAGUACUACCUCGACCACUCAUGCUACGACGACCACUUCUGCCGCUUCCGCUACCUCGACUGUGCCCUCGCUCGAUGGAACAACUGCAUCUUCCCAGCAGCAAACGGCCGACUCCACUAGACCAACCUACUCCGGAGGCCUGCCAAUCAAACCGGUAAUCACGCCGGCAUGGGGUGUUGGGGGUUUUAUACUAAUUGCCCUCGGGGCAGUCCUGGCCUUCAUUGGCGUCCGCCAACAAUGGGUCCAAAUCAUGCUCUCAACCGGAUUCCUUAGCGCAUUGGGAGUUACCGUCCUCAUUAUCUACGUAAUGAGCCCACCGGUAAGCAACGCCGUGCAGGGCGGCUAUCUCGUCGCCGUCUUCUUCACCGGCGCUGUGUUCGGUGGUCUGUCGCUCGUCUUCAGGGAAAUCUGCGAGGGACUGGGCUGCCUUCUGGGCGGUUUCUGUCUGAGCAUGUGGUUCCUUGCCUUAAAAUCUGGCGGCCUUGUAACCGCAAGUGGCCCCAAGGCUGGUAUGAUUAUUGCCUUUGCUGUGGGAUUCUACUCCCUAUCGUUCAGCCACUAUACCCGGUCGUACGGCCUGAUCGGAUGCACUUCGUUCGCCGGUGCAACUGCCUUGGUCCUUGGAAUCGAUUGCUACAGCAGAGCUGGAUUGAAAGAGUUCUGGUUAUAUAUCUGGGGAUUGAACCAAAACGUCUUCCCUCUCCGAACGGACACCUACCCCGUGACACGUGGUAUUCGUGUUGAGCUCGCCGCGAAUAUCAUUAUUGCUGUUCUGGGGGUAAUUUCCCAGAUCAGACUUUGGAAUCUCAUCAAGGAGCGCAGAGCGAAGGAAGAAGCUUCCCGCCGGGAACACACCCGAAAGAUCGAAGAAGAAGAUGCCGAAGUUGGUCGUCGCCUCGAGGAAAAGAAUAUCCAAGAGCGUGCCGAAUGGGAACUCAUUUACGGAAACGGAAAGGCUGCCGAUAGCAAAACCACCUCAGUUUCGGAGACUGCUAUCGGUGACUCCAGACGGGGCUCGGAUGGGUUUCACUCCUCUGACAACGAUAAAGAGGGUGAAAUCGAGCUCAAGGAAAUGCUGAGCCCGGAUGCUUCUGGCAGUGCCUCUGACGGCGAGAAGAACCAGCAGGGUGCAAGCAAUACUCGCGAACUUGAGGCCGUCCCGGAGGAGGAUUCAUCCCAACAGAGUCAGUCAGCAGAUCAGGAAAAGGGUACCGAGAAUGAGGGUCAAUCUGAAGGAAAGACACCGAGACCUACUACACCUGUUAUUACCCAUAUUCUUGGCGAGGGCAAUGAUGACGCCUCUGAAAACGGUGCUGACAUCGGUUCGGAGGUUGGUACGCCUCGCUCUAAACGGUUCUCUGGCAGAGAAAUGUUGAACCGGCUCUCUUGGCGGAACAGCAAUAGUGUGAUGAAUGUUUCAGAGUCUCAGGAGAACCUGGUAACUCAUGACGAUGCCAGUUCUUCUGUACUGGGAGUUGUCGAUGAUCUCGAUGAGAUGAGCGUCGGUUGCCCGAGUGUUAUCUCGGAUGCUGAUGUUGCUGGUGGUGUUGAAAAGGUGCAGCGAGAAAUUAACGCUGAGCUAGCUUCGGAGAAGGACUCUGCAGAUGUGGAGAUCAAGUCAAAUGCCGGUUCACUAGCUGCCCAGGAUACUGGACUCCAUGUCGAUACAGCCACGACCCAAAAAGACGACGAGAAAAUGAUCACAGAAGAGACUGCUGUCAGCAAGUCUGUUCAGCAGGUAUAUCCUGUCGAGAGCACCGUUGGCAACAGUCCUCUGGAAAAUUCUGGCAUCUCCGAAGCGUCAGAGAAGCCCCAAUCGCCGGAAACGCCCGCAACAGAUGUUGAGGCUGACAUUCCAGAUGCUCCAAGGAAGACCGAGGAAGUCAAGCCCACAGCUACGUUGAUGCCGCCCCCUCUGAACGACAUAGAAGGAGAAAAUGUGGAGGAUGGUAAUGAAGAUCGACCUCCUACUGCUAAAACCACCAAAGCCGAGUCCAUUCUCGAGCCGGUUGUAUCUUUGCCCGAGCCCAAGGUUGAGCCAAAGAUCAAAGUGCUCAAGAAACUGGAUGCAUCAAACGUCAAAUGCAUUCCUGAGCAAACAUCACGAGUGAUCCAUUCGUACCGCACGAACGAAUGGGCCAAGCAUCUCGCCGAUGCGGACAUCCCUGAAAUGGAGCCAAUCGAGUUCGAACCUGAACCUGAAGUAGAAGACUCAGAGGAAUUUCACGAGACCGCAGCAUUUGUUGAUGUAGGCGGUCUUCUUCAGACACCUCUCACUGCACAACCACGACCAACCGUGAACAGGCCUGAAUUCGAUGACACGGACAAUCAACAACCUGCCUACAUCUCAUCGGUACCCUUGCCGAAUAUUCCCCGAUCCAAGACGCGGACAGGCGCGGAAGGUCUUACCAAAGCGAGUCCAAAUUUAACCCGGAACAACUCGACAGCUUCAGUCAACGUGCUACGCUCGGCUUCUGGCCCUAUUCCAGCUCAGGAACCGGGAAUGACGGCGAUGCGCAACACAUCGACUCCCAUGUUGACAAUCACUACUGCCAACGAGCCCAAAGAAGCAGAAUCAUCAUCACGCUGGAAUGGACCACCUCCCCUCCUCGCAGUCCGCGAGAAUAUGGUCCGAAACCGCAUGUCCUCAACAUCUAACCGCUUCGAUCCCUGGGCCGCACGCAACCUAUCCCGACAGUCCCUACCUGACAUGGCGCCCCUCGUCUCCCCAAUUUCACCACUCCCCAUCCCCGAAGAAAGGGAGAUGGAACAUGAACAAGUCCAAUUCAACGAGGACGACAUCCCACUUUCCAAGCGGCGCACCCUACUACAGCGCCAGACAGUGCAGUCCCCAUCCGCAUUAAGCCUUGCCAGCCUCGAGGCUGUCCAAUCCCCAACGUAUACCCCACCAGCUCUCGCCGGCGAGCUGAACCGGUCUGCUUCAAGAAUGGCAGCGUGGCGACAAUCUGUCCGUGAGGAAAUUACCCAAAAGCAAGAUCCUUUGACCCUCCAGUCCAGACCUCUCAGCCCGACCAGCCCCACUGACCGGCGCACUACAUGGAACUCUGUGCAGCAGAUGCGCGACGCCUCCUCUGCUCAGCUGGGCGAUGCCAUCGCAGACGGUAUGCAGCGUGGCAACAUGACGGAACUACAUCGGCAGGCAAUGCGUCCCAACCGCGCCCCCGUGGAGUCAACUCCGUCAUUCGUUCGCGCUCAGCGGCGACAGUGCGUCCCGAUCUCAGGCCCGCCGUCGCUCCUCCGCCCACCAGCAGUCCGACUCGCAAACCCAGUCAACCACGUCCCACGAAUAACCCCAAUAACCGUCCGCCCCCACCAAUCAGACGAUAGUCUCCCUCUAGGUUUCGGCCACUCACGCGACGCCCAUCCCCUUCUCAGCGUCCCAGAGCGACGCCGCAGCCGCCUAACCCCGUCCCCGAGCAGCCUACUUGUCGAGCGCAGCCAGGGGGAAACAGAAAGUGGCCGCACUAGCAUUGCUCUGCCUAGACGACACCGUCGCAGCGAAGAAUUCACAGAAAUGACAGCCGCGUUCGCGGGCAGCGCUGCGCGCGAAACGGAGAACUUGCGUCCCCCCGAAGCUGUUCACCUCACACAGAACGGAACUCGUCAGAACGACCGUCCCCGUCACGCUCAGUCACAAACUUCCCUCCACUCCCAGUCUCAGAUCGCUUCUGUCCCUUCGCAUACCGGUCAGCCGCACGCCGAUGUCGCCGAGGAGCUCGCUUGGGGCCCGGCUCACCCUUGUUUCCCGCAUAUAAAUCCCCAUGUGCCUAUCGGGUCGAGGGAACAUAUGACAACGCGUGUGAUUCGGAUCCGGCGCGAUUGGAUGAUUAAGGGUGAUUUGGCGCCGACGUUUUCGAAUCUUUAUCCUGAGAUUCUCGAUCCGUUGUUGUCGGAGCAGGAGUUUCGACGGGUGAUUUCUACCGUCAAUGAUGGCAUUGUCAAGGCAUUUGACCCGUUCAGUUUUCGCAAUUGGUUUGAUGGCGUAUUGGGUCUGUUGACUGGUUGGGUAUGGGAUGAUCUCAAUGCUCCCGCGACGAAAAGCCAGCUACAGCAUGUCGAGGCUUGGUUGGAGACUUGGAACCGUGAGGUCGGCGCCAAGGAUGGUGUUCAUAUCUGGAGCUUGAGGCGGACGGCGUAUAUGUCGCUUGAUAUCCAGAUUCCCGAUCCCAAGGUUGGCAUCGUACCCAGUGAGGCACCUUCGGCUCCUAAUACCAGGCCGAGUACUGGUAUUGGGGCUGGAUCUUGA